This is a messenger RNA of Synchiropus splendidus (mandarinfish), 1563 nucleotides long. RefSeq names its product colony stimulating factor 1b (macrophage) (gene csf1b). Bases 433 to 1248 code for a protein of 271 amino acids. The record is from RefSeq and is a predicted model, not a curated record. Gene Ontology annotation, molecular function: cytokine activity; growth factor activity. The transcript is spliced from 9 exons. Gene Ontology annotation, cellular component: membrane. Lineage: Eukaryota; Metazoa; Chordata; Actinopteri; Syngnathiformes; Callionymidae.
CUCUGGUCAGCUCUCAUGGAGCGCCGUUCAAAUCAUGAGGGAUGCAGGGUGCAGACCAGAAUCUGGAGAGUCCAGCCAUGUAAGAAAAGUGAGGUGGAAUAUAAGGAGUUAUUCUGACCUGAACUCUUACUACAGAAAGACUCGAACACAUCUGCAGAACUUCACAACACAGUAUCUUGUCAGAAAAGAAGUGGGAGGUCUUUAAAAAGGCUGUCUGUCAGCUGAGACAGCUAGACUUGGUUUGAACAGUUCUGAGCUGGAGGAGCAUAUCACGCAAAUGCUUUGAAGAAUUGCAGCACAUGACAAAGCGGCUCAGUUACCUCGAAGCAAAUGACUUGCUGUGGAGAAAAGCAGAAUACAUGAACCGGACCUUUUUGCUUCAAUGUGUGUGACAACGGAAUUUGGUGUUUUCCGCUGCCAAACACUUACCAGAUGACCAUCCUUGUGUCAACCCUGACUCAGAGCAAAGCUAAGUUGCAGGUUAAGUGUCUGUGUGUGCUUGUGUUCCUGAGCUUUCCUCUGACUAUGGCAGAGGUCCCCGGUCCAUGCAGGCACUCCAUCACUAGAGGGCACAUGCUGGCAAUCAGGCAUUUGAUUGACAACCAGCUCUCAAGUGGGUGCUCGAUAACCUACACAUUUAUUGAACAGAGGAGUUUGACCAAAUGUUGCUUUGUAAAAGCAGCAUUACCAUGGAUCCUGGAGCUCCUCACCACGCAUUUCAGAUACACUAGGGGUUCUGUUAAUGACGGGUACGUGCAGUCAUUGAGGGCACUCAUUCUGAACAUUUACUCUCAGAAAUGUGUUCCAGAGAUCAACGAGGAAGUGGAGGACAAGCCAGAGACUUUUGAAACACUCUACCAAGGCCCUCCUUCAGAAGCACUGCAGAAGGCUGCAGCUGUGCUCUCAGACUACUGGGAGCUAGUGACAACAAGUGACAAGCCAAUCGACUGGAGGUGCCAACAUGAAUACACAGACGACAUCGGCUCGACCACGGGGUCCGUCACAGAGGCCUACUCAGAAGAACACUUAACAAACAAGUACGACUGGAGUUCAGUGAAGGCAUCACAGAAAAGACCAGUCGCAGAUCUGUACAAGCUUGGCUUCAUCAUCGCAUCCAUCUGUGGAGGACUGCUCUUCAUGCUCACUCUCUAUUGUCUCAUCACGCAAAAGAAAACCCCCAUCACUCACAGAUCAAGAUCAGGUACAGACUCCAGAGAGCGAACAGAAAUCGAGAUGGAGCAACAAUAAUACGACAGCGGCGGCAGUGAACCUCUGAAGCCCUGAAUUUCGUCCAGCAUUUUAUUUCUGUAAUAAAUGUUGGUACUAUAUAAUGCUGAACUACUUAAUCAAAAAGUUUGCUUUGACUGAGAUGGAUAUUUUGGAAUAAUAUGCUGUGUAUAUUAUUUUUGUGCAUCAUCUACAACAGUUAUAUUUUGAGUCCACUAAAGGUAUUUCUCUACUAUGUACAUGUUCUUUCACUUGAUAAACUGUAUUGUUCUCAUGUUAAAGUUAUUUAUUGGUUUAACUUCAAUCACCUCAGCGACAAUAAAGCUUACCCAUAGA